Messenger RNA from Penicillium cinerascens, 1287 nucleotides. It is a transcript of the gene mdm12, whose product is annotated as ERMES complex subunit MDM12. Gene Ontology annotation, biological process: phospholipid transport; mitochondrion organization. Lineage: Eukaryota; Fungi; Ascomycota; Eurotiomycetes; Eurotiales; Aspergillaceae. Bases 1 to 1287 code for a protein of 428 amino acids. The transcript has a single exon. Gene Ontology annotation, cellular component: ERMES complex. Gene Ontology annotation, molecular function: lipid binding. The record is from RefSeq and is a predicted model, not a curated record.
AUGUCCAUCGAAGUCGACUGGGCAACGGCCACUUCCGGCCCGGACGGUGAAGCGCUAGCGGAACGCAUACGAUCAUUUGUCCACGACAAGUUCCAGCAGGUCGCCUUACCGCGCUUUAUCCGGUCUGUCCAGGUCCAUGCUUUUGAAUUCGGCACCAUUGCCCCAGAUCUCGAGAUCAAAGAUUUCUGCGAACCUUUUGCGGAUUUCUACGAAGAAGAUGAUGACGACACUUCUGGGACCUCCGAGGAGCUCAUCGCUGACCAAUGGUCGGAGCUACACGAUUCCUCAUAUGAGGACGAUAUACCACUGAACCACGCGCCUCACAACCUCAGUCACCAUCCAUAUCCCGGCGAAGAGUUCCAACCCUCCGCGCUUCGUUCUCCCCUUCCCAUCGGUGACCACUUGAACCCGCAUUUUCUGCCCCGCUCUGGCUCCCCGGGUAUUCCUGGAGGCACGUCCACACUCGGCUAUCACCUGAUGUCGCUGGGCGGCCUCUCAGGCACGCAGACUCCCCUAGCAGCCGUGGCUGGUGGCAGACCAUUUGCAAGUAAUUGGUCCGAUACGGGCAUGGGCCAGGGCAGACCGCGCCCACCGCGACCAGCGCCACAGCAGCGUCGCGCAGAAGCAGAUCUAGAUACCACCACUUCGGCUUCACGGCCUUCAACGGCCAAUACACUUCCUUCGCAUCCCUCCGUCGCCCGGACUGGCAGCAGCGGGUCAAACCGAAACAGUAUCGACCCUGCCGACGUUCCUCAACCGUCAACCGAACCCGCCAUCGAUCCCUCGGCCCCAAUCCCACCUCGCAUGCGCGAGCGCCGCCCAGAAGACUUCCAAGUCCUAUGCCAUGCGAAAUAUGCCGGAGAUGUGCGCAUGUCCUUGACAGCGGAAAUCCUACUCGACUACCCAAUGCCCAGCUUCGUCGGCCUUCCUCUGAAACUCAAUGUUACCGGUAUUACCUUUGACGGUGUAGCGGUAGUCGCUUAUAUUCGCAAGCGGGUGCAUUUCUGCUUCUUGUCCGCAGAAGAUGCAGAUGCCUUGCUGGGCUCUGAGGCGAGUCAGGGAAGCCGAAACCCUAGUGACGAUGGACGGCCGCGAUCUGGUGGAGAUCAAAAGCGGCAAGGCGGAUUGCUCCAGGAGAUCCGCGUCGAAAGUGAGAUUGGCCGUAAGGAGGAUGGGAAGCAGGUCUUGAAGAACGUUGGCAAAGUGGAGCGCUUUGUGCUUGCGCAGGUGCGCCGUAUCUUCGAAGAAGAACUUGUCUACCCUAGCUUCUGGACUUUCCUCGUCUAG